Molecule: messenger RNA, 327 nt
Organism: Tetrahymena thermophila SB210
Lineage: Eukaryota; Ciliophora; Oligohymenophorea; Hymenostomatida; Tetrahymenidae
Product: transmembrane protein, putative
Exons: 1
Source: RefSeq, a predicted model, not a curated record
AUGAAUAAACAAAUUAACCUGUAGGUCUAGUCUAAUCUAGUCUGGUAUGGUCUUGUUUAUUUGAUAUGGUGGGGGUGGGGAGAAACAAAUAUCAAAAAAAAUAAAGAAAGUGGAAGUUAGUUAGUUAGUUAUUUAUUUAGGUGUUUUGUUUUUUAGCUGAUAUAUUUUUUUAGUUUGUUAUCGAGUAAUGAGGAGUACAAUCUAACUAGCAAACUAACUUAGUAAAUAAAGAAAUUAAUUAAUUAGUAUUCAGUAAAUAAGGAUGAGGGAGAUGCGAGGGAGGUUGGGGUUGAGAAAUUGGUAGUUGGAUGGAUGAAUGAUGGAUGA